AUGAACGCACGCGCUGAAAGUGACGAUGGACUCAUCGUUUACGCGUGCUAUGCAAAUACUUCGUUGAUGGGGCUCCUUUCGGAAGUUUGCACAAUACUGAAGGGAUCUCUGGAUGAAUACUACGGACCUGAUUGUGCGCCUCCUCUGAAAAUUCGCUGCAUUGCGACGACGCCGACUGUUGUUCAGGUCAUCCUUGACCAAGAUAUCGAUUACGAGUACACGAAAAAUGGUGGGUGA
This is a messenger RNA of Penicillium waksmanii, 237 nucleotides long. RefSeq lists its product as uncharacterized. The record is from RefSeq and is a predicted model, not a curated record. Lineage: Eukaryota; Fungi; Ascomycota; Eurotiomycetes; Eurotiales; Aspergillaceae. Bases 1 to 237 code for a protein of 78 amino acids. The transcript has a single exon.